Daldinia vernicosa is the source of this 1756-nucleotide messenger RNA. RefSeq lists its product as uncharacterized. NCBI's taxonomy places the organism in Eukaryota, Fungi, Ascomycota, Sordariomycetes, Xylariales, Hypoxylaceae. The record is from RefSeq and is a predicted model, not a curated record. Bases 52 to 1680 code for a protein of 542 amino acids. The transcript has a single exon.
CACAAGGACAGCUAUUAAAUUCGCCCUUAAUAAGACCUAGGUAUCCCCAAAAUGAAGCUUUAUACGAUGAAGAGGCUUAAGGCCUCCAUAUUACAAAAAUUUCGCCAUCGCUACGUAAUGCUACCCGAAGACGACAACGCGGUCGAACCGCGAUCGCGCUGUAACGAAUACAGUAGCAAUCGCCUCAUUGGUGCUUUAAAGAACAGAAUCUGGCUCCGUCGUAAUCAUUAUGUUGGAGCACUGCUCUUCAAUUUGGGCGCGUUCGUCCUCCCAGCUCUGUACAGUACGCUAUCCAAGCUAUGGGUCGCGGAAAUCGACUCGUCGCUUCUUGCGACGACCGACGUAUUUACCUACAUCGGAGUAGUGGCUGAGGUUCUAAACGAGGGCCUCCCCCGCGCCUCCUGGGUCAUUAUUGCGGACAAAGACUCGCGCUCGUUAACACAGCGCCUCGGUCUGGCCUACACGCUCAUUCUAUUCCAGUCCAUCCUCGGACUAAUUAUGAGUAUCGCAUUUAUCGCCGGCGCCGCCACAUUUGCGGAAGGAUUUGUCCCCGUCGAGAUUCGCGCCGCGAGCUUGAGUUACGUCCGUAUCAGCGCUUUCUCGGCCCUGAGCUCAGCGAUCGAAACUGCAGUGGCGGCAGCGACGAGAGCCCUCGACAAGCCCGAUAUUCCGCUGGUUAUUAGCUUGACUAAAUUUGCCAUAAAUAUUAUUCUGGAUUUGCUGAUCAUCUCGCGAUUCCGCGUUGGCGAUAUUCAACCGACUAUUAAUAUUCAAGCUGGCAUUCAGCUUACUUGUAAUAUGACGGCUGCCUUCGUAGGACUUGCCUACUUCCUUUGGACGACGAACUUGCAACAUCGAAAUCACCAGCUCGAACUUUCUGCUGACGACGAGGAAGUUCCUCGGAUGCAGAUGCAAGCUGGUACCAAGAUCCGGUUGAGCUUUCGUGCCUUGACUGUACUACUGCGACCCGGGAUCCUAACCCUGGCUGAGUCGGCCAUACGAAAUUCCCUUUACCUCUGGCUAGUUAGUACCAUCGUGGCGCUAGGUUCGACGUAUGCGACAGCCUGGACGAUAUUCACUACCAUCCGCUGGGGAUUGGUUAUGGUUCCCGUUCAGUCGUUAGAGGCGACGAGCCUUGCGUUUAUCGGUCACCACUGGGGUUCUUGGCGGCGUUCUAUCAGUAAGACGACGCGUAGGCCCGGUCGUGUCGCCUUCAAAACUAUUAUCCAAAUUGCGAGACCGGCCCUCGUUUCCCUCGUUAUCGCCCUCUUAGUUGAAGUCCCUCUUGCCAUAUUUCUAUCCAUAUGGGGUACUAGAUCGUUCGCUCGAUACCUGGGCCAGCCGGAUGAAAUCGCGGACAUCGCAGCGCUCAUGUGGCGGACUACCGAUUGGUGUUACAUAUUCUAUGCCAUGUCGACCCAGCUUGCCACGGUUCUCCUGGCCACGCAGCCCAAGUGGUACCUCUACCAGAGCUUAGUUAGCAACCUCCUCUACGUUUUACCGUGGGCCAUAGUCUGCCAGGUAAAAGAUCUAGACGUGAGCAAUGCUUGGACUUACCAUAGGCUAGUUUUCGGUGGAAGCUUGGUAUUUAGUUUUAUCGACGUUCUAGUUGUGGAUGCCGCGUGGAUAUGGACGUUGAUGACCGGAAGGGCGAGGCUCGAGACGUUUCGAGAAAGCUGAUAUGGCUUUGAGGUACACGUUAUGUUUCGACCAAGCUUAUGGAUACUAUGGGCACGAAACGUGAGUCUAUAGAGAC